AUGGAAGACAGGGGCACUGGUUUCAGCGCCAUUAAGAGAAGUAAACUGGAAAUUAAAGGUUUAAAAACUAACCUGGCGAUCGAACUGGAUCAACUCCAGAAAAGUUUAGAAAGGUUCGAGAACAUCGUUAUAAAUGAUCUCGAGAACAAGCGCCUCCCGGCAUCCGCUCGUUCCGAAAACAUGAAACUAGCAAGUCCGGUAGAAGAACGUCAGCAGCAGAUGCAGAUCGAUCAAAGAAAACUUGAAAUUGAUUAUCAUACUCUACGAACGAAAUUGCUGAAUGCAAUCCGUCCAACCGAAACUUCGCUGAAGGAGUAUCAUGAUGAAGUCGCGAUUAUCAAGGAUAAUCUCUAUUUUGACCUGAGGAUUCUCUUCGCGAAAACUGAAUACGAUAAGCGUUGUAUUCAAAGAAAUGAUAAGUUUGAAGAGCUGAGAAAAAAAAUCGAAUCCUUGGCUCUUGAUGGUUCUCGCAGUUCCUUUGACUCAAUGAUGAAAGCAUGCACCAUGCUCGAAUUUGGCCCAAUUGAUAUCAAUUCAGAGGGGCUUGAUAAUAUUUUUGAUGCUCCGCAGUACCGUGUUCUCUACGAGUUCGCUGAACGUCUUGCGAAUGAAAAAAUUGUUGUCAGUGGUUCCUACCGGCUCUAUUUGAUUACUUCCGCUGUAGCUAAUUUGAUGAAAGAGAUGCUACGUCAGCGAUUUAAUUACACUUUUGACACAAUACCAGCGCCACAGAAUGCUUUUGCUACUCUUGCUGAGUUUUGCAUAUUACGUUCGGACGAAAACGCCUUGACUACCAAGAAGCUGUUGGAGCAAUUAGGCUUAGUAAUGCAAGCCUAG
Messenger RNA from Plasmopara halstedii, 837 nucleotides. RefSeq lists its product as uncharacterized. Lineage: Eukaryota; Oomycota; Peronosporomycetes; Peronosporales; Peronosporaceae. The transcript has a single exon. The record is from RefSeq and is a predicted model, not a curated record. The coding region runs from base 1 to 837 and encodes 278 amino acids.